AUGUCAACCAGGUUCCGGUCUCUUCUCUACCAAUGUCCGCACUCUCACCAUGUCUCCUCACCGUUCCCUUCUUAUAUAAAUAGUGCCUCACACUCCUCAUAAUUCAUUCUCAUACACAAUUGCGAAGAGAGAGAGAGAGAGAGAAACGGAAAGGAAUAACAUUAUAGAUAGCCACAAGGGUUAGUCGAUAUUUAGAUCCUGCAUUCAUCACGUAAUCUCGGCGAUGGCGGAGAAUUUCCAGGCCGGGAUAUGCGGCGAGAGCUGUUGGAGCUCACUCAGGGGCGUGCCUUUCACGGGCGGUGCGUCGCCAUGCUCGGCGGCGGCCAACGAUGGAGGAGGGUUUGGUUGGGUAGCGGCCGACCUGGCAAUGAGCAACGUCAAAGCGAGGUCUUUCGAGCACAGCGAUUACUCACUCCCCGAUAGCUCCAUGGUCUUCGAGAACAACCACUACAAGGCUCAGCCGCGGAGCGCCGUGCGUGGCUGCGGCAGAGGCGAACUGGUCGUCCCCGACUUGCAGGUCACGGGAUUCGGGAUCUCGUCGCCGAUGACGCCGGAUUGGAACCAAGCUUUACUUGGUGGCGGCGGAAAAUUUGCUCAGAGUAAUUAUGGUUCAAUAUUGAACGAAGACAUGAGUUCAAGGAUCCAAAAGGAUUGGAGCCCCAAAAGCUAUUCAAGUUGUGUGGUGGAAGAUUCCUCCAUGAAUGGGUUCAAGCAAAUAAAUCAAGAAUUCUCUUCGGACCAAUCUGAAUUGACUUCCAUCACAACUAGUUCGACCACCACAGCCACCUGUGAGGGUUUCUCAGCUGGGUUUCCGAUGGGAUCAGGACUGUCCGGUGGGGGGUUGUAUGGAUUCCCUUUGAUACAAAGCUUACUUGAUGAACCUGCGGAUUUUCAACCCCAACAUCAAUCCAUCCUCAACACCCGAGCACGGUCGGUGAACAGCUUCUCUCAGACCAUGAACUCCGAUGAUCAAUCGCCCCCUUCUUUCGCCAAACUGUCGUCCCUCUUGAAACCGUCGUCGGUGAAUAGCCAACCCAAUAGGUUGCCGUUGUCUAACAUCGCCAUGUGUUCGACGCCAAUGAGUAGCUUGGAUUGGACUGCCGCGUCACCUCCUACCAUAUAUGAUCAAAAACCAAGUUGUGCAACACUAAACACCAAGCGAAAUUGCGAUGAUGCACGGGAAGUGGAUUCCGCUGUAAAGAAAAGCAGCUCUGCUGAAUCCGGGUUCAAAAGGCCUAGAAUUGAAACCCCGUCACCGUUGCCGACUUUUAAGGUUCGGAAAGAGAAGUUAGGGGACCGAAUCACUGCGUUGCAGCAGUUGGUUUCACCUUUUGGAAAGACUGAUACAGCAUCUGUUCUUCAUGAAGCCAUCGAGUACAUCAAGUUCUUACAUGAUCAAGUCCAUGUUUUGAGUACUCCAUACAUGAGAAAUGGAGCUCCCAGCCAACAUCAACAGGGUUGUGAUAAACCGAAAGAUUAUGCAUCAGAAGGGCCAAAGCAAGACCUGAGGAGCCGAGGGCUAUGCUUAGUGCCAAUCUCAAGCACAUUCCCAGUGGCUCAUGAGACCCCAGUUGAUUUUUGGACUCCAACGUUCGGAGGAAGUUUCAGAUAGAGAUAGAGAGGGAAGAGAGAAGGAAGCGCCGAGUUGACUCGUUACAUGGGUAGCUGACUCAACAGACCAACAAGGAAGAAUCUGACUCCAACCCCAACAAAAAAGAAGAGUUCGAAAAAGAUGUGUAUACAUAAACUUCAGUUUUAGUAAAGACAGAGAAGCAGCAUUGCUUUUUUUUUGGCUCUACCAAUCCUGGAAACCCCACAAAGAUAUAAAAAUAGAAAAGGCUAAACAAGCAAAAACAAAUGUGCAAAAAGGAAGAUAUAUAACAGAAGAGAGAGAAGGAAAUGACCAUAGAGAUAAUAAAGAGACAGUGAUGGUCCACAAAAAAAGAGGAGAAUGAUGGGGGGGGAGGGGGGGGGCAUGAAAUGAUUAGCGACCAUUGGAGAGCAAGAAGAAGCAAAAGGAGGAGGAGAAGAAGAAUAUUGUUGGAGAAAAGUUGUGGUUAGGAACAGGAACAGGUGUUAGAUUUCAACCAGAAAAGCUGACCUUUAUUUCAAAAGAAAACUAGAAUAUUUCAGCUGUUGUUGUUAUUGGCUUUAAUCAAAUGUUCAUAGUGGGAAGCUGAAUUUGAGCAGAA
This is a messenger RNA of Syzygium oleosum, 2192 nucleotides long. RefSeq names its product transcription factor bHLH112-like. NCBI's taxonomy places the organism in Eukaryota, Viridiplantae, Streptophyta, Magnoliopsida, Myrtales, Myrtaceae. The record is from RefSeq and is a predicted model, not a curated record. The transcript is spliced from 7 exons. Gene Ontology annotation, biological process: regulation of transcription by RNA polymerase II. Gene Ontology annotation, molecular function: RNA polymerase II cis-regulatory region sequence-specific DNA binding; protein dimerization activity; DNA-binding transcription factor activity, RNA polymerase II-specific. Gene Ontology annotation, cellular component: nucleus. The coding region runs from base 224 to 1612 and encodes 462 amino acids.